AUGAUAGUUAUGAUGAUGGGAAACCUUUUAGACCAAGCAAAGGCUCAAACAAAUUCUUUAGGUCAAAAAGAGGAUAAGAAAAUCCCUUUUAUUCAGUGUUAUCCACCUUGUCUUCUAGUGUGCAAGAGUAUGCACAAGUUUCCAGCGUUUCUUAUAUGUCCAUUUACAUGUCUUAAAACCUGUCUUUUUCCUACUUCACGUACUGAUCCAUCUCCAUCUCCCAUCAAA
This is a messenger RNA of Eruca vesicaria subsp. sativa (arugula), 228 nucleotides long. The record is from the annotation of a GenBank genome assembly. Lineage: Eukaryota; Viridiplantae; Streptophyta; Magnoliopsida; Brassicales; Brassicaceae.